Molecule: messenger RNA, 1614 nt
Organism: Triplophysa dalaica
Lineage: Eukaryota; Metazoa; Chordata; Actinopteri; Cypriniformes; Nemacheilidae
Gene: sla2b
Product: Src like adaptor 2b
Exons: 8
Coding region: 220-1011 (263 amino acids)
Molecular function (GO): protein binding
Source: RefSeq, a predicted model, not a curated record
AGAUGCUGGUGUCAGAGUGCAUGCAAACCUUCACACUGCUUCACACUCCACCUGACUCUAAACCCAUCUACUCUGCUGUGUCAGUUUUGAGGCCUUUUGUAUUCUUAUAAACAUAAGAAGUUGGAUUUCUUGUGUGGAACUAUUGUCAUCAACGCUAGCUUCAGGAUCAUGAGAUUGUGGUUCUCGCCAGCAUUGUGCAUCUGAAUCCUCCGGAACAGCAUGGGCAGUCGCCCCAGUAAAGAUCAGCACGGGUCUCAUGCACAUGCAGAACUUUUGAGCCCAGAGGAGAGCGCCGGUUCAUUGGCCUUAGACAGCGGUAGAUACGUGGUGGUGUCCCUGUAUGACUAUCCGUCGAGAGGUCCUGAUGACUGCGCCAUCAGAGUGGGAGAGAGGCUGAACAUUUUGUCAGAUGAAGGUGAAUGGUGGAAAGUAAGUUCAUCGGCCACAGGAAAGGAGAGCUACAUCCCCAGCAACUACACGGCUAAAGUGUACAACAGGUGGCAGUUUGUAGGUCUCAACAGACGCAAAGCAGAAGAACUGUUGCUUCUCCCUUAUAAUCAGGCCGGCUCUUUUCUCAUCAGAGAGAGCGAGACCUAUCAAGGUAACCACACAUUGUCUGUGCGUAGGAGCGGGUCGCAGGAAAACGCUUCUGUCAAACACUACCGUGUCAACUGCAUUGAGAAUGGAUGGAUGUACAUCUCUCGGGGAAUCACUUUCCGGACCCUCUCAGACCUGGUCGCACACUAUUCGGUAUCGGGUGGGCUGUGCUGUACACUGGGGGAGCCCUGUUUCAUCCAUGGCUCUAACAAUGUUCCUGUGGUAACCGGCCCUCCGGUAGCCGUAAAGAGGCCCACGAUUAACUGGAAAGAUGUGAACAGAUCCAUGAUCUUUGGGAAAGGUAAAGAUGGGGCAGAAGAGUCUCUGGUGAGCGAAGGGUUAAAGGAAGCAAUGAACUCUUACCUCUACAUGACAGACGAGUGUGAGGACUGCUUUAUGAUUGCUGACUGCUGAUGGGCACGAAGGGUCAAAGACAGUGAGCUGAAGCUAGUCGUGAGAUUCCUGGGUGGUCACCUAGUAUGAAACUUUAUGAUGGGACGAUGGCAAUGGGACCAAAACCGAACCAGCAAAGACCCUUUUUCAGAUUUCCAUGGCUCUUAAACACAUCGGUGGAUUUACGCGCAUCUCAAUCGAAGAGUUACACGAUAACCGUACCCCAGCGAACUGAUGGUGCCGAGCCAAGCGCGAUGAGUCAUUGCUGUUCUUCCAGAGUGGGUGCUGGAGAUAAAGAUGUCACUUAUUCCUUGCGGACAUGAAAGAGAAACUGAAUGAAGGAAAGACAGAGGAGUGAGCAAGUGGGAGGUGGAACACAGCUGGGAGAUGUACACAUCCAUUUCCAUGUCACUUGUACUGGAACUUUUCUUAGUUUUUUAGUGUAUGUAUAAAUGUAAAGUUGCUUUGUAACAUGAAAAUGGUAAAAGCGCUAUCUAAAUAAAGUUGAGUGGAGUUUAAUGUGACGAUUUCGUGUAUCUGAAUUAUGACUGAGAUUCCAAAAGGAUUUGUUUUCUACUUAAAAUUGCUAAAAAAUGUAUUUAUGAAUUAAAAUGUUAAUGUGAA